UAAGCUUAAUUUAUUCUUAAAUGAUGAUUUUUGGCCUGAUGGUAUUAUGUUUCGCCGUUUUGUUCAUUUUAAGUAUGAAUCAAAGCACGAUAAUAGUAAUGGAACAGUUAGUUAAUAGUUUACUAAAUGAUGGUAGAAGGAACAAACAAUAUUUGUAAAUUUACGACUUUUAACUGUAAAAAUUUUAAAAGUUCUAUUGAUGAUAUUAGAAAAUUAUGUAAUUGUUCGAAUUUAAUCUGUCUCCAAGAGACGUGGCUUUUUAAUCAUGACAUUCCGCUGUUAGGUACAGUAUCACCUGAUUUUGAAUAUACUGGUAAAAGUGCUAUCGACAGUGGUGAAUUGUUGAUCGGACGGCCAUACGGGGGCGUAGCCAUUUUAUGGCGGAAAGGAGUCUUUAAUAAUGUUUCGGUUAUUGAAUGUUCUAGUUCCAGAUUAAUAGCUAUUAAUGCGUCCGUAGAUGGCCGUUCUGUCCUGGUCUUUUCUGUCUAUAUGCCCACAAAAUCCAGACACAAUCUACCUAUUUUCACAGAAGUUUUGAGCGAGAUUAACGCAAUUGUAGAAAGCAACAAUACACAAACUGUUUUUAUUCUCGGAGAUAUGAAUGCCCAUCCUGGUCAAUUGUUCUAUUCGGAGCUGAGUAGUUUUUGUGGGGAGAGGUCUUGGUUGUGUGCGGAUGUAGAAUUUUUGGGAUUCGAUUCUAGCUCGUUUACUUUUUAUGACACCUAUCAUGGUACGGGGAGCUGGCUGGAUCAUUGUGUUGUUUCUCAAGCAGCCUGGCAAACCGUUGUAAACGUAGGUAUAGUCGAAGACAUAUUUGUAUCUGACCAUUUACCUAUAUUUCUUGAAAGUAAGUUAGGAGAUAUUAAGCCUGUGAUUGCGACCCCGGAUGUUCCACGCUCUGCUAUACGGUGGGGUGAGCGUGACAAACGUCAGAUAGCCAGAUUCCAAAUACUGUGCAACGAGGGAUUGCGAAGUGUUGAUUUUCCUGAAGAUUUUACAAAAUGCGCUUACGGGUCAUGUAAUCUAUAUGAGCAUACCAUAGUUUUGGAUAAAAUGUACACUAAAUUAAUAUGUCACAUUUUAAAGUAAAAUCGCCUCUGGGUCCUUCCUCCACAAAAAUCGAUGAUAGGGCCGUUGCGUGCGGCGAGAAGCCUUUACUCAAUUUCUCCGCUAAACAAAUUAAAAAGGUCAUAAGUUGUAUGCGUAGAGGCAAAUCUCCCGGUCAUGAUGGGCUG
Papilio machaon (common yellow swallowtail) is the source of this 1235-nucleotide messenger RNA. RefSeq lists its product as uncharacterized. NCBI's taxonomy places the organism in Eukaryota, Metazoa, Arthropoda, Insecta, Lepidoptera, Papilionidae. Gene Ontology annotation, molecular function: catalytic activity. The coding region runs from base 127 to 1089 and encodes 320 amino acids. The record is from RefSeq and is a predicted model, not a curated record. The transcript has 2 exons.